This is a messenger RNA of Anopheles marshallii, 3312 nucleotides long. It is a transcript of the gene ema, whose product is annotated as protein CLEC16A homolog. The coding region runs from base 1 to 3312 and encodes 1103 amino acids. Gene Ontology annotation, biological process: endosome to lysosome transport; endosomal transport; regulation of autophagosome maturation. The record is from RefSeq and is a predicted model, not a curated record. Gene Ontology annotation, cellular component: late endosome; endolysosome membrane. The transcript is spliced from 10 exons. NCBI's taxonomy places the organism in Eukaryota, Metazoa, Arthropoda, Insecta, Diptera, Culicidae.
AUGUUUCGGAGUCGCAGCUGGUUUGGGGGUGGAUGGAAUCGCCCGAAGAAUCGUCUUUCACUUGAUCAUCUGAAAUAUUUGUACAGCGUACUGGAGCGUAAUACGACCGUGUCGGAAAGUAACCGAGGACUGCUGGUGGAAUCGUUACGUUCGAUAGCGGAAAUACUGAUUUGGGGCGAUCAAAAUGAUUCUUCCGUGUUCGACUUCUUUCUGGAAAAGAAUAUGCUGUCCUACUUUUUGCAUAUUAUGCGCCAAAAGAGCGGAGGAUCUAGCUUCGUGUGCGUACAACUGCUCCAAACACUGAACAUCCUGUUCGAAAACAUCCGUAACGAGACGUCGCUGUAUUACUUGCUUAGCAAUAACUUGGUCAAUUCGAUCAUAGUACACAAAUUUGACUUCUCCGACGAAGAUGUAAUGGGGUAUUAUAUAUUAUUUCUGAAAACGUUGAGCCUCAAGCUCAACACGCAUACGAUACAUUUCUUUUACAAUGAGCAUACGAACGAUUUUCCACUCUACACGGAAGCGAUCAAAUUCUUCAACCACCCCGAGUCGAUGGUACGCAUUGCCGUGCGUACGAUUACCUUGAACGUUUACAGGGUGCAAAACCCGAACAUGUUGCAGUUCAUACGCGACAAAACGGCCGCACCGUACUUUAGCAAUCUAGUAUGGUUCAUAGGGAAACAUAUCCUGGAGUUGGACAAUUGCGUACGCAAUGACAUUGACCAUCAAUCCCAGCACCGUUUGGCAAACCUUGUAGCGGAACAUUUGGAUCAUCUACAUUAUCUGAACGAUAUACUCUGUCUCGAUAUUGCCGAUCUGAAUGCCGUCCUGACCGAGCACCUGCUGCACAAGCUGUUCGUGCCAUUGUACAUAUUCUCGCUUACACCCUCACCGCCAAUGUCGAUGGCGGAGGUGACGUGUAACCUUGCGGCCGUCUUGAACAAGGUGGUCGAUAUUGACAUCAAAGAGAUGAACAAUCCACGCGUUGCAAGUGUCGUGGCUUUGUUUCUGCUGUCGCUCGUGUUUCUUGUAGUAACGCAUCGGCCACUGAUAAAUGCGCUCACCUGGGUGAUUCUGAACGCGGAUCACACCGUUUUUAAGGAGGGAGCUGCCCAGGUACUGAACGCUUACAUCGACAACCGGGAGGUGGUAGCGCUGGGAUUUGUUCAACCGGUGGAAAGUCUGGAAGAAGCGUUGGAAAGUACGGUACCGUCUACGGCAGCUUAUGGCGUUGAGCAGCUACACUUGGGAGAUGAACGAACCAAUGACAGAGGUGGUAGUAAUAAAAGCCCCAACAGUAGCAGCAGUAGUAGCAACAAAAGCCAGGUUAGCAGUAGCUCCAGCACUUCAACCAACAAUGAACCACCCAUAUCGAAUUCUCCUAGUCCGCCAACGCUCUCAGAAGAGAUCGAAAAGGUGAACAUCACCGAUGAGGAAAAGGAGAAGCUCCUGCUCAAUGCUUACCGAACGCCCGAAACGAAUCGUCCCUUUCUCGACAUGGUCCUAUCAUCACUUGAAUGCACCGAGAACGAUUUUCUAGCACUGUUGGCCUUGUGUUUGCUUUAUGCACUUGCCAACAAUAAAGGUGUUAACUCAGAAUGGUUAGAGAUUGUGUUGAAUCGCUCGUCGCCUACAAACCGCACGCAGUAUAAUGUGGUUCUGAUCGAGAAGUUGUUGCAGAUCGUUAACAUUUCUAGCCAACCUUCCUGCCGGAUACGACUCGUUACCACGGAACUAGCGUUGAAGCUUCUCGGUCAGAUAAUAGGCACCGGUAUGGAAGAUUCUGCCACUUCCGUGCCGGAAGAGUAUCUGUCUGCUCUGAAUCAAUCCCGUAAUCAGGCGAUGAAUGUGUUGAAAAAUUUCUACAAAUCGGAAGACAUUUUCUUGGACCUUUUCGAAGACGAAUAUAACGAAAUGGUGAAAUCUACACUGAAUGUGGAAUUUCUCUGCAAUGACUCUACUAUUCUGUUACCACCGACUGGAACGCCCCUGACUGGCAUUGGAUUCACCCGUCGCCUACCGUGCGGGGAGGUUGAGAAAGCCCGCCGUGCAAUCCGUGUAUUUUUUCUACUGCGCCGAAUGUGCCAGUCAACAUCGGGAGAAAAGGAAACACUGCUUCCGCUCACCAAUCUGGGCCAAUGUGUUCAAAUAGAUAAUGCGCUUGAUUUGAAUAAUAGUGAUCUUAUUGCCUGCACCGUAGUCAUGCGAGACGGGACGAAAUAUCGACGGUUUUUGGUAAUGGAUAUCCUACAGCUCAUACUGGUAGAACCGGACAGCAAACGAUUAGGAUGGGGUGUUGCAAAAUUCGUUGGAUUUCUGCAGGAUGUGGAAGUGAACGGUGAUAAGGAAGAUUCGCGCAGUCUUCAUCUAACCAUCCAUCGAGGUGGUGCGACUAACAAUCGUACGCCCAUACUGUCCGCGAAGUUUAUGUUUGACGAUCAUAUUCGGUGUAUGGCAGCUAAGCAGAGGUUGACCAAGGGACGCAGCAAAGCAAGGCAAAAGAAAAUGUUUCAAAUAGCGCAACUGUUGGAAAUUCCGGGACAGUUGAACGAAACGUCUUUUCCAUCACUCGCGGCGGGAGGAUCUUCGGCAAGUGGUACGCCGUCGCUACGGCAUGGAUCGUCCGCACGCCAAGGGAGGGAACAUCGUCCCCUGUUUUCUACCAGCAACCGUGUACCCGGUGUGGCAGCUGCGUUAAGACGUGACAGUAUGCCAUCGGGGAGCGUUAGCCGCGUGCAGAUGAGCGCGAGUCGCUCAACUGAAGGCGAACCAACUGGUGCACGAAGGAAACUACCCGUGGGAGCUGCACGGCGAGAGAGUAGCCAACCGAUUGGUAUUGGAUCGAGUUCGAUGAAAUCGCGUGAUAAUUCACGUAACCGGUCGAGUACGCCUCGCUCGAGGGAAUCGAGUCCUCGCAUACCAAGACCACGUUCGGAAGAAAUACCACUGGAAGAUUUUCGUCGCUCACAAAACUCUAGUCCUGUGUCGCGCAACUCGUCCAACAAUCCAUCCCGUUCGCAUACUCCUUCUCGAUUGUCGCUAGAGCCGCUAAGUGUGGUCAACAUCUCACCGAGCAUAGGUGGCAAUGGAAAUGGGAACAGUGGCAACGGAAGCGUGCUGAGCGGUUCCGUCAAAGAUCCGAUCAUUCCUAAUGUGUUGUUAGCUGGUACCACCAUUACUCCCGCACCAAUCAUAACACCGUUAUCCGCUACGGUCGUGCCGUCGGAGUUAAGCCCCACAUCGGAGGAAACAUCAUUCAUUGCGCCCGAAGAAGAGCGCCAGAAAAAGCGUGGAGUUAUCGAAACGGUAUAA